AUGGCCUCGAAGUUGGAGGGAGCUGGCCCAGACGAGGCAGAUGUCAUCGCAGACCUGCCGGAGGAAGAGAAGGUGGAGACCGAGGCACAGAAGACCGAGCGCAAGGCCAAGGAGAGGAAGGAGGGCCUAAAAGAGUGGGGUGGAAGCGCAUCCGUGGCCAAGCUGCUCUCGCUAGCCACGUGGACGGACUUUCUGAUUCUCGCAAUCGGAUUCCUCGGGGCAGUGGCGCAUGGUGCUGGUCAGCCUUUGAUGUGCCUCAUGUUCGGUGACCUCAUCGAUGGUCUGGGCUCGACCAUGUUCGUUGAAUUCGACACGACUUCAUUUAUGAACAUGUCUGCAGCUGACCAAGCGUCCAUGAUGGAGCAGAUGUCUCAACAAGCCAAUGAGUUGAUGCUGGAGAGUGUGGGCGACACCGCCAUCAAGUUCAUCUUGAUCGGCUGCGGCGUAUGCGCUGCAGCCUCCCUGCAGGGCUUCUCAUUCGCUUACUUCGUCGACAACCAGGUUAAGAAGAUGAGGCCAAUGUACUUCGAUGCAAUGCUCCACCAGGAUGUUGGUUGGUUCGACACCCACAGCCCGGGUGCUCUUGCAGGUGAGAUGACUGCCGACCUGGAAGCUUUUCACGAAGCCUUUGGGACGAAGCUUGGGGUGUCGAUCAUGUCCUCCUCGGGCCUCAUCACUGGCUUGGCUGUGGGCUUCUUCUUGUCCUGGGAGAUCGCUCUCCUCAUGCUCGCUACCAUGCCCCUGAUGUCUGCCGGCGCUUUCAUCAUGGGACAGGCCCUCAUGGAUGCCGUGCAAGAGGUUCAAGGGCACUACGAGAAGGCGGCGGCCCUGGCGGAUGAGAUGCUGUUUGCGAUCCGCACCGUCGUCGCCUUUGGGGGCGAGGCUCGCGAAAUCCGUCGAUAUUCUGAUGCAGUGUCCUCCGCGUCCAAAGGAGGCCUCCGGAACAGAAUCAAGAUGGGCAUCGGCAUGGGCUAUAUCUGGCUCGUUUACUUUGCGGCGAUGGCUUUGGCAUUCUGGUACGCGAUGACGCUGAUGACUGGUGGCAAGGAGGAUCUCACCUCCGGGCGAGUUAUGGCAGCUUUCACUUGCGUCCUCACGAGCGGCUUCAUGAUCGGCAACAUCGCGCCCGGCUUUGCCAACAUCGCGGCGGCAAAGGUGUCCAUGGCCCGUUUCUUCUACUUGGUGAACCGUGAGUCGACGAUUCAGAAGAGAGUGCGAGAUGACCGUGAAGUCAUCGGCCCCAUCGAGACGCUUCAACUGGAGGACGUGCACUUUGCCUACCCCGCGCGCCCGGAGAUCACAGUACUGCAUGGCCUCUCUCUCACGAUUCAGAAGGGCAAGAAGGUGGCUGUCGUGGGAGAGUCGGGCAGCGGGAAGAGCACCAUCAUGGCGCUGCUGGAGCGCUUCUACGACCCCUCGGAGGGCAAAGUGCUCGUGAACGGGAAGGAUCUGAGGAACGUCAACGUUCAGUCUUACCGCAAGCAGAUCGGCUACGUUGGCCAGGAGCCAGUCCUCUUCGCCACCAGUGUGCGCGAAAACAUUCUGCAAGGCAGCAGUGGUGCGUCCGAAGAGGACUUCGAGGCAGCUGCCGCGCAGGCACAGCUGGACUUCGUGCGAGGGCUGCCCAAGGGCUUCGACACCUACGUGGGCUCCGGUGGGUCGCAGUUCUCCGGUGGGCAGAAGCAGCGCAUCGCCAUCGCCCGAGCGCUGCUCAAGAAGCCUUCGCUGCUGUUCUUGGACGAAGCCACGAGUGCCUUGGACAGCCGCUCCGAGAAGAUGAUCCAACGAACCAUUGACAGCCUGGGGAAGACGACGGCCGGCAAGAUGACCAUCGUCAGCAUCGCCCAUCGCUUGAGCACAGUGCAGAACUCCGAUAUCAUCUUCGUGCUGUCUGGUGGACGGGUCUCCGAGCAGGGCUCGCACAGCGAGUUGACGGCGCAGGAGGGUGGCAUCUACCAAGCUCUGGCAGCGGCCCAGGGAGCAGUCCUGGUUCAUCAGGACACGGGCGAUCUCGUGGUGGAAGAAGCAGGGGGCGAUCCGGUGGAUGAAGAAGCAGAGGUGAUGACCCCAAAGAUCAUGGCAGAGCCCUCGAAAGCGACGAACAUGGUGGCAGAGGAGGCUGAAGACGAGGAAGCCGAUCGGAUCAAGGACAUCACGAAGAACUACAAGGUGCCUAUGCGCCGUCUGUUGAGCUUCUCGCGGCCGUACUGGUGGGCCUUCGCUCCGGGCUUCCUUGCAGCUGUGGUCAGCGGCGCCUGUUUCCCAGUCCUGGGAGCCUUCGUCCUCGUCGAGGCAUUGAUGGCGCUGUUGCAGACUGACAUGGAUGUGAUGAGGAGAGAGGCCGAGCUGGCGGCGAUGUGGUUCCUGAUCUUCGGUGCCGCAAAGUGCGUGUCCUCGUGCUUGCAGUUUGCCUGCUUCGGGCUGAUUGCCGAGGUCACGACAAAGGAAGCCCGAGUGGCGCUGCUGACCAACAUGUUCCGGCAAGAUGUUGGCUUCCAUGACGACCCCGAAAACACCUCCGCCAAGUUGGUCGCGGCUCUGAAGAUCUACGCCUUCCGCAUUGCAAGAUUGAUCAUCACCUUUGGAGACAAAGCUGACGCCCUAUGCUCCGUCGUGGUCGGAUUGACGCUCGCCUUCAUCGCCAGCUGGGAAAUGGCCGGCGUCAUGCUGCUUGCGAUCCCGAUCUUCGGUGUAGCCCAAGGUGUCGAGAUGGCUAUGAUGGUGGGUGGCGAGAAGUCCGAAAACCACGUCCUGAAAGCAGCCACGCAGGUCCUCGCGGACUCGCUGCUGAAUUCCCGGACAGUGCAGGCUUCUGGCAAUGAGAGGGACGUCUGCAAGCUCUACACGAAGAUGGUGGACAGCAUUUCUCAGAACCUUCUGAAGAAGCACUUGCUGAAUGGGCUGGUCUUCGGCUUCGUGAGUGCCAUUGCUUUCUGGGUCAUGGCCGGCGGUUUCUACUUCAUGGGAGUUCUCAUCGACGCAGGGCGUGCCACCUUCGAGACGGGGCAGCAGGCAUUCAUGGGUAUCCUCUACGCAGGCCUGGGUGCAGGCAUGGCCUCGGCGCUUACAGGAGACCUGGCCAAGGCGAAGGUCGCCGCCCACGACAUGUUUGAGAUCCUUGACCGGGAGACGCGAAUCAAUGGCCUGGAGCCAACGGGCGAGUGCCUGCGUGCUGUCCAAGUGGGUCGUUUAGAGUUCCGGAACGUGCAGUUUGCCUAUCCGUUCCGGCCAGACGUGCAGGUGCUGAAAGGCAUUUCUUUCGUGCUGGAGGCAGGAAAGUCAGCCGGUCUGGUCGGCCCUUCUGGAGGAGGCAAGAGCACCGUCAUGGCAAUGCUGCAACGUUUCUACGAUCCAGGGAGCGGCGAUGUGCUGAUUGGAGGCACGCAGCAGCCGCUUCGGGAGCUCAACAUCCGGUGGUGGCGUAAGCAGAUCGGUUUUGUGGGCCAGGAGCCGAUUCUGUUCAACACCUCGAUCCUGGAGAACGUGAUGUAUGGCCUGGAGGAAAGUGAGAAAGUUUCUGACGAGCAUCUGCAGCAAUGCAAGAAGAUGGCCAACCUCAACUUCAUUGACAGCAACAAGGCCCAAGGCUGGGAAACGCAGGUUGGGCCGCGCGGGAGCCGGCUCUCAGGCGGGCAGAAGCAACGCGUGGCCAUCUGCCGGGCCUUGGUGCGGAACCCGCCAUUGCUGCUGCUGGAUGAGGCUACCAGCGCCCUAGACUCGCAAAGCGAGCGCCUGGUGCAGUCGGCACUGCAGGCUGCCCGGCAGGGCCGCACAUCCAUCGCCAUUGCUCAUCGGCUGUCUACCAUCCAGGACUGCGACGUUAUCAUCGUCGUGUCCGAGGGUCAGGUCGUGGAGACCGGAACCCCCACAGAGCUAAUGCAUGCGAAGGGCGUCUACUACAAGCUCCAGCGUGGUCAGAAGGAGUGA
Molecule: messenger RNA, 3927 nt
Organism: Symbiodinium necroappetens
Lineage: Eukaryota; Dinophyceae; Suessiales; Symbiodiniaceae
Source: the annotation of a GenBank genome assembly